AUGUCUGACGAAGGCAACGAGAUUGAUGCUGAAAUAGGAUAUGACGGUGAUGAUGGCGGUAGCGAGGACGGAUCAUUGUCAUUGGAUGAAGACGAACAUGACGGCGAAAAUUAUAUGAGUUUGGAUGAGUCUUACAGUGGCAAUAUAAGAGGGGAUGAUGACAAUGAGGAUAUGGAUGUAGAUGAUUCAUAUGCUGAAAGCGGAAGCCAUGGAGAGGUUGGUGGCGCGUGCGAAAACGAUGAUGAUGCCGAUGGUGAUGAGUGCAAUUUUGACAGUGGGUACGAUGAAUACCAGCAAGAACCACUGGACAGGCAUUGGACGGUGAUGUCCACGACGUUCAGGAUAGACGAGGAGGCAUAUGAUUUCUAUAACGACUAUGCGAAAAAGCGUGGCUUCAGCAUUAGGAAGGACAACUUGAAAUAUGCAAAGGGUAUCGACGCACGUAGGCGCUUGAGGAGGUUUCUCUGUUCAAGGGCUGGGAAACGACAGGCCAAGUUUUGUACCAUGGAAGGGAAGAAGCGCAGGUUGAGAGCGGAGACUCCAUGCUAUUGCGAGGCCCAUCUAACUGUGAAGCUUGACAGAGAGCGCUCCAUUUGGUAUGUCAGCAGUUUCAACGAUGAUCAUAGUCACACUCUUGCUAGACCGGAUGAAGUUAUAUAUCUUCGAUCUCAUAAUCAGAUAAAGGAAUACCAGAAGCUCGAGAUCUUAGCAAUGGCAGGUGUUGGGCUCAAAAAACAUUGGAUUUAUGACAACUUCGUUACUAGGUAUGGAUCAUAUGCACGGGCUGGUUUCGGGAGGAGGAAGCUUUAUAACAUGUGUUAUAGGGAGAAAAUAAAGUUGCUAGCAAAGGAUGAUGCGGACACUGCGAUUGGUAUCAUGAUGACGAGAAAGGCAAGGGAUCCAGACUUUUUCUUUGAGCACAGUGUUGACGCAGAAGGCAAGCUGAAGAACAUGUUCUGGUGUGAUUCUCAGUCACGUCGGGAUUACCUUGACUUUGGUGAUGUAAUCGUCUUCGACAGCACUUACAAGAUGAAUAGACGAGACGGAGGAUACAUAUGUUUGGGUGUUGCAGACCUUCUUGAGAGCUCAUUGUCAGAAGAAGCCGAGAAACACCUCCACCACAAGUCCCUUAAAGAGUUCAGGUCUCUUAUUUACUAUGCUACUACACAUGAUGAGUUUGAGGCGAGAUGGGCAGCUUUUAGAGCUAAAUGGGAGUCGGAGAAAACUGAAACAUGGUUGCGUAGGAUGUACAGGAAGAAAAGGCUUUGGGCUGCGUCAUAUCUCACUGGUGGGUUCUUCCUUGGUAUGCGGAGUAACCAGAGGAGCGAGAGUCUGAACUCUUGCCUUCAUAUGCAUCUUGACUCUGGCAUGACAAUUGUUGAUAUGGUUGUGCAUUAUGAGAACUGCAUUGUUCGGCUCCGUGAGAACAAGUCACACGACGACUGCAUGUCCACACAGACACUCCCUGUACCAGUAGUCGACGAGUUCAAAUGCAUUGAAAAAGCCGCUGCCCGUGACUUCGCUGCGGUGAACUUUUACCUCUUGCAGAUAGAAAUGAAGAAGGCAGCGGAUCUUGAGAUCAUAGAUAGACUCAGUGGAGCCGUCAGUAGGAGAUUCAUAGUGGCAUGGAAAAAUAACAGGCAACUGAGAUUCAAAGUGGACUAUACACCUACUAAUUCAGAAGAAACAGUGAAGUGCAGUUGUGAUAGUAUGAAACGUAAAGGUCUUCCAUGCAAGCAUGUUCUUUAUGUUUUAGCCAGGUUGAACAUGAAGGAGUUACCUAAGUGCUUAGUGCUGCGAAGAUUCACCAAGAAUGCUAGAGGUGGACUGCCGUGA
Aegilops tauschii subsp. strangulata is the source of this 1836-nucleotide messenger RNA. Lineage: Eukaryota; Viridiplantae; Streptophyta; Magnoliopsida; Poales; Poaceae. The record is from RefSeq and is a predicted model, not a curated record.